GAAUCAGCUUGGACUUUUUCUCAACACGGACUUAGGGAAUCGGUUUGGACUUUUUUUCAAAAUAGACUUGUGAAAUCAGCUUGGACUUUUUCUCGAAAUAGACUUGUGAAAUCGGCUUGGACUUUUUCUCAAAACAGACUUGUGGAAUUGACUUGGACUUUUUCUCAAAACAGACUUGUGGAAUCGGCUUGGACUUUUUCUCAAAAUGGACUUGUGGAAUCGGCUUGGACUUUCUCUCAAAAUGGACUCGUGAUAAGAAUCGGCUUAGACUUUCUCUCAAAACAGACUCGUGAAAUCAACUUGGACUUUCUCUUGAAACGGACUCGAAUCAACUUGGACUUUCUCUUGAAAUGGACUCAUAAGUUUUUUAUGG
Messenger RNA from Funneliformis caledonium, 373 nucleotides. NCBI's taxonomy places the organism in Eukaryota, Fungi, Glomeromycota, Glomeromycetes, Glomerales, Glomeraceae. The record is from the annotation of a GenBank genome assembly.